Arxiozyma heterogenica is the source of this 789-nucleotide messenger RNA. RefSeq names its product 1-(5-phosphoribosyl)-5- ((5-phosphoribosylamino)methylideneamino)imidazole-4-carboxamide isomerase HIS6 (gene HIS6). The record is from RefSeq and is a predicted model, not a curated record. Bases 1 to 789 code for a protein of 262 amino acids. Lineage: Eukaryota; Fungi; Ascomycota; Saccharomycetes; Saccharomycetales; Saccharomycetaceae. Gene Ontology annotation, molecular function: 1-(5-phosphoribosyl)-5-[(5-phosphoribosylamino)methylideneamino]imidazole-4-carboxamide isomerase activity. Gene Ontology annotation, biological process: L-histidine biosynthetic process; L-tryptophan biosynthetic process. Gene Ontology annotation, cellular component: cytoplasm. The transcript has a single exon.
AUGACAAGAUUUAUUGGUUGUAUAGAUUUGCACAAUGGUGAAGUAAAACAAAUUGUGGGUGGGACUUUAAGCGAUAGUAAUAACAAUUCUAAUUUAAAGACUAACUUUGUCUCCUCAAAACCUUCGUCGUAUUAUGCAAAGUUGUAUAAAAAAUAUAAUGUCACAGGUGCUCACGUUAUAAAAUUAGGACCUAAUAAUGAUGAUGCUGCAAAGGAAGCGUUGUUGGCUGCACCACAUUUUUUACAAGUUGGUGGAGGUAUUAACGAUACCAAUUGUCUAUAUUGGUUGAAGAUGGCCUCUAAAGUCAUUAUAACAAGUUGGCUAUUCAAUAAAGACGGUGACUUUUUGCUUGACAGAUUGAUUAAGAUAAGUGAAUUAUGUGGUAAAGAUCGUCUUGUUGUCGAUUUAAGUUGCAAAAAGACUUCUGAUGGAAAGUGGAUAGUAGCAAUGAAUAAAUGGCAAACGUUAACUACACUAGAGUUAAACCAAGAUACAUUUAUUAGAUUAAGUAAGUACACCAAUGAAUUUUUAAUUCAUGCAGCCGAUGUGGAAGGUCUAUGCAAUGGUAUUGACGAACAGUUAGUCUGUAAAUUAGCUGAAUGGACUGAGGAACUAGGCGAUGAGAUUAAAAUUAUAUAUGCAGGUGGUGCUAAAAGCAUAGAUGAUUUGGCAUUAGUUGAUACAUUAAGCAAAGGUAAAGUAGAUUUAACAUAUGGUAGCUCUUUGGAUAUCUUUGGUGGAAGUUUGGUGAAAUUUGAAGAUUGUUGUGAGUGGAAUAAUCAUCACUAA